AUGGAAGUAGGAAAGGAAGAGCUCCACCCUGACCCCCCUUCCAAGGGGCCCUCUGGUCCCCAGCAGUCCUUCCCAGAGAAGGUCUCUCCCGAAAAGGGCUUGGAGAUGGAGGAGAAAGCAGGAGAAGGAAAGGGUCCAGAGCCCAAGAGUGCUGGGGAGGAGAAGUGCCGAGAAACGGAAGCCCAGGACCAAAGCAGCAGCACGGACCAAUCCGAGGCAGAAUGUGGUGUACCCCAAGACCCACCCAUAUCUGGGAGGAGUUUUGAGAGCAGCUCUGAGGAAGACAAUGAGGACCGUGACUGGAAGAGGAAGAGGAGCCGGGGAGCCCGCUCUCCCCACACACCAGGAAGUCCUUCCGAGGUGGAUCACAGUGGGAAGAGCUCGGGUGCCGGUCACCCCAGGGGCCCUGGCACUCUUCACAAUGGCUGCAAUGAGGAGGCCGACAGGAAUUCCUGUUCCCGGAGGCACCAGAGAAAGCCCCAGUGCCAUGGGCGUUGGCGCAGCCCACUUGGCAAGAGGCCCCGGUCUCCAGAACCCGAGAGCACCCGGGCUUCCAAGUGCCCCCGACUUCGGCGAGGCUUGGUGACCACCCUGCGCAGCCUGUCCCGGGCCGUACAGGUGGACCUGGUGGAGACACAGAGGCAGCAGACCUGCGCCCCCCUCUCUCACGACCAACUGGCCCUGCUGGCCCAGCUCCGGGCGCCCCUGACUGGCUUGGUGCAGGCCUUCUACUCCAUGGCCAGCCAGGCAGCCUAUGUCUUCCCCGCUGAGGCCUGGAUGAUGCCCCAGACUUCCCGCUUUACCCAGAUGCCUGAGGCCCCUUCUCUGCCUGCACAGUCUUGGGCUGGUGCUGGAGCUGAGAAGGUUCCAACUCAUGCGUCCCCGUAG
This is a messenger RNA of Suncus etruscus (white-toothed pygmy shrew), 888 nucleotides long. RefSeq names its product protein FRG2-like-2. NCBI's taxonomy places the organism in Eukaryota, Metazoa, Chordata, Mammalia, Eulipotyphla, Soricidae. The transcript is spliced from 4 exons. The record is from RefSeq and is a predicted model, not a curated record. Bases 1 to 888 code for a protein of 295 amino acids.